CCCCCACAUCCACUCUCAGACUCACCCCCAUCACUCUUCCUCAAUUUCUUCCCUCACAGCCUCGCAACUUUCCCCCAUGGCGCCCGCCAAGACUCUCACUUCACUUUCUGACGAGAACACCUUCGAGUCUCGCUUCCUCCGCGACGAGGACGAGCGCCCCAAGGUCGCCUACAACCAAUUCAGCAGUGACAUCCCCAUCAUUUCUCUCGCCGGCAUAGACGACCUCCACGGUCGCAGGGCCCAAAUUUGCGACCAGAUCGUCGCCGCUUGUGAGGAUUGGGGAAUCUUCCAGGUUGUCGACCACGGCGUCGACUCUAAACUCAUCUCCGACAUGACCCGUCUCGCCAAGGAGUUCUUCGCCCUGCCCCCCGAAGAGAAGCUCCGGUUCGAUAUGUCCGGCGGCAAGAAGGGCGGUUUUAUCGUCUCCAGCCAUCUCCAGGGGGAGACUGUGCAGGAUUGGAGAGAGAUCGUGACUUACUUUUCAUACCCGAUCAGGAACAGGGACUACUCCAGGUGGCCGGACAAUCCGGGAGCCUGGAGGGAGGUGACGGAGCAAUACAGCGACAAGCUGAUGGGAUUGGCUUGCAAGCUGCUGGAAGUUUUGUCGGAGGCCAUGGGUCUGGAGAAGGAAGCCCUGACGAAGGCCUGCGUCGACAUGGACCAGAAGGUGGUGGUGAAUUACUACCCCAAAUGCCCGCAACCGGACCUCACCCUUGGCCUCAAGCGUCACACUGACCCGGGCACCAUCACCCUCCUCCUCCAGGACCAGGUCGGCGGGCUCCAGGCCACCAGGGACAACGGCAAGACAUGGAUCACGGUCCAGCCGGUGGAAGGUGCUUUCGUCGUCAACCUCGGGGAUCACGGCCAUUUUCUGAGCAAUGGGAGGUUCAGGAACGCGGAUCACCAGGCGGUGGUGAACUCGGAGCACAGCCGCCUGUCGAUAGCGACGUUCCAGAACCCGGCUCCGGAAGCGAUAGUGUACCCGCUGAAGAUCAGGGAGGGCGAGAAGUCGGUGAUGGAGGAGCCGAUCACGUUCGCUGAGAUGUACAGGAGGAAGAUGAGCAAGGACCUGGAGCUGGCGAGGUUGAAGAAGAUGGCAAGAGAGGAGAAGCAAUUCCAGGAGAUGGAGAAGGCUAAAUUGGAAGGGAAGCCCAUCGAGCAGAUACUGGCCUGAUUCAACUGCGCAACCCAUUUUGGAAAGAAAUCACCGGCAUGAAUUUCGAUCUCUUUCAUUUAGUAUGUGGGUUGUGCUAUGUGAACAACAAGAUAUAUAUAGAUAUAUAUAUAUAUAUAUCUCUCUCUCUCUCUCGUUGCCGUUGGUGUUUUGCUGGAUUUAUUUCUGGGUCAUGUGACAAGUGUUGUCACCUCCCACGCACCUCUCUCUUCGUCUCAGCUUUAAUUUUCCCUGUAAACCACAUUACUUAGUCUUAAACAUGAGCAAAAUAAGUUGUGCCCCCUA
This is a messenger RNA of Prosopis cineraria, 1459 nucleotides long. RefSeq names its product naringenin,2-oxoglutarate 3-dioxygenase. The coding region runs from base 77 to 1174 and encodes 365 amino acids. The transcript is spliced from 3 exons. The record is from RefSeq and is a predicted model, not a curated record. Lineage: Eukaryota; Viridiplantae; Streptophyta; Magnoliopsida; Fabales; Fabaceae.